Molecule: messenger RNA, 1818 nt
Organism: Rhagoletis zephyria (snowberry fruit fly)
Lineage: Eukaryota; Metazoa; Arthropoda; Insecta; Diptera; Tephritidae
Source: RefSeq, a predicted model, not a curated record
UUCCAGACCGUAAUGGCUCUUCCCGAGGUGAUGCUGGGCCUUUUGCCGGGCGGUGGCGGCACUCAGCGCCUUCCAAAGUUGAUCCACGUACCUGAUGCUCUGCAGAUGAUGCUCAUGGCGAAGAACAUUCGCCCCUCAAAGGCGAAGAAAAUGGGCCUGAUCGAUGCGGUGAUCGAGCCGCUAGGUCCUGGCAUAGCCCCAGCAGAGGAGAGAACGCUAGAGUACCUUGAGGAGGUGGCCAUCAAGACGGCACAAGAUUUAGCUUCCAAGAAGUUGAAGGUCGUGCGAAAGAGGCCUAUUCAAGAGAAGCUGUUCCGCGAAGCCAUGAAGAUUGGCUUUCUCCGUGAGAAGGUUCUCGAGAAGGCACGCACUGAGGUGAACAAGUUCGCCAAAGGCCACUACCCGGCUCCGCUGAAGAUUAUUGACGUCAUCGGCAGUGGUCUGCACAAGUCAAGAGCGGAGGGGUUCAACGAUGAGGCUCGAGGCUUUGCCGAGCUGACGCAGACUUCUGAGUCGAAAGCGCUGAUUGGCCUCUUCCACGGACACACCCACUGCAAGAAGAACCACUUUGGAGAGCCGAAGAAGAAGGCGGAAACGGUUGCCGUGCUGGGCGCCGGUCUGAUGGGCGCCGGCAUCGCUCAGGUGACCAUCGGCAGUAUGACCACCAUUCUGAAGGACACCAACCAGAAGGGACUGACUAGAGGUCAGGAGCAGAUUAUUGGGGCGCUCGAUAAGAAGCUGGCCAGGGGGCGAAUUCCUCGACUCGUUCAUGACCGGACUGCCUCCAACCUCUACCCGACGCUGGACUACGGAAAGUUCAAAGAGGCUGACAUCGUCAUCGAGGCCGUUUUUGAGGACAUCAAGGUGAAGCACAAGGUGCUCGCCGAGGUAGAGGCGGUCACCCGGGACGACUGCGUCUUUGCCUCUAACACCUCUGCACUGCCCAUUUCGGAGAUUGCCAAGGGCGCAAAGCGACCCGAAAACGUCAUUGGCAUGCACUACUUCAGUCCGGUGGAUAAGAUGCCGCUGCUGGAGAUCAUCACCACCGAUCAGACGAGCAAGGAGGCGACCAGGCUGGCCGUCGAUGUGGGUCUAAAGCAGAAGAAAAUCGUGAUCGUCGUCAAGGACUGCCCUGGCUUCUACACCACUCGCUGCCUGAGCCCGGGAAUGUCGGAGAUUAUUCUCAUGCUGCAGGAAGGACUGACGCCCAAGGACCUCGAUGACAUGAGCACCAAAUUUGGCUUUCCCAUCGGCAUUGCCACGCUCAUGGACGAAGUUGGAGUGGACGUCGCAACUCACGUCGCCACUUACAUGCGAUCAGUCCACCCGGAGCGCUUUGCCGGUGGCAGUCUGCAGUUGAUGCACGACAUGGUGGCCGCCGGUUUCCACGGCCGAAAGAGCGGCAAGGGCUGGUUCAUCUACGAUAAAAACGACAAGAAGAACAAAAAGGGCAAACGACCGAUGAACCCCGGCGCGCUGGAAAUCCUCAAGAAGCACUCAGUGACGCCCAAGUUAAAACACACACCUGAGGACUUGCAGUUCCGCCUGGCAGCCCGAUUCAUCAACGAGGCAGUUCUUUGUCUGGAGGAGGGCAUCCUUUCCAAUCCGCUUGAGGGCGACAUUGGCGCCAUUUUCGGCCUGGGCUUUCCGCCCUUCCUCGGCGGCCCCUUCCGCUUCAUGGACACGGUGGGCGCGCAGACUGCCGUCGAUGUGAUGCACCGCUUCACCGACAUCUAUGGGCCGCAUUUUAAACCCUGUCAGCUGCUGUUGGACCACGCCAAGGACCCCUCGAAGAAGUUCCACGUUCAGCAGUCGUAG